AUGGCGGCCAAUGCUCCACCUGAGCCGGCUUCGGGAAACUCUUGCUGCCUCGCGUGGCAAGGGAAGUACGUAGCCAUGAAGAAGAGGCGGGACUAUUGUAAAGAAGCCAUAGACAUUCUCCAGAAGGCCAUUGGAGUCGCUAAUGCUGAGAAAGCCAAUCUCGAGAAAAAACUUGGGGAUAUGGCGGCUGACAGAGACUCGAAGGGAAAUGACUCAGUGGUAAAAGCAUCUUUGGAGAAAGAAAUCUCUGGUUUGAAGUCUGAGCUAUUGUCUUUGGAGCACAACCUCAAAGAAAAAAGUGGAGAAACAAAGAUUCUUAAGGAUCGAGCUUCUAGUAGAGAAAGGGAGAUUUGUAAACUGAAGGACCUCCUUAAGAAAGAAAGAUCAAGGGCAGAUAAUUCUGAAGAAGAGAGGAAAAAGGUCUGGAAAGAAUUGAACAAGACAAAGGCUCUGAUAGUAAAAGAUGAGGAUGUCAAGCCACACGUUCCUGAAAUGAACAAGGAAAUAAGUCUGGUUAGAAAUCUUCUUGCAAGCGAGAGGAAGAACACUGAGUCAGAGAGGGAGAAAGCAGAAUCAGAGAAAAAGAAAGCUGAUCAGUAUCUUUGUGAGUUGGAGGGUUUAAGAACUACAGCUCGCAAGACUAGUUCAGAUUUGCCUACUUUGACCUCCAAUCUUGAGACUGUGAAAAAGCAGCUUGAGUUUGAAAAACAAAUGACAGUGAAAGAGAGAAAACGUGCAGAUAUGGAGAGUGCGAAAGCUAGGGAACAGAUAAAUCUGGCAGAAGAUUUGUCUAAGAAGAUAGAAACCAUUAGAGCUAGAAAUGAAGAGCUCAAGAAAGAAGCGGAAAACUCGGCAGAACUGGAAGAGAAGAUAAGGCUCCUUGAGAUGAAUGAGAAAGCAGCCACGGACUGGAAAUUUCGUGCUGAUGAUCUGACUCGGCAGUUACGAGAAGCACAGCUAGUGACUGAGGGUUUGAAAAAACAGUUGCAUGAACUUUCACUCUCCCAGAAAUCCCCCAAGACUCGCUCUGUUUCUCCUCAUGAAGCCAGAGAUCUGGAAAAGGCUAAAGUGAGGCUUUUGGAAAAAGAGCUCAAGUUUGCGAGGAAAUGUGCAAAACAAUCCGACAAAGUGGCUGAGUUUGAAAAUUUCCGAAGGGAAUUUCAGGCGGCAGAGCAAGGUCGGUUAAAACUGGAGUUUGGUAGUCUUUCUUAUCGCAAAAAUCUACUGAGUGAGUAUUUUUCAAGAGGCGUUGAAGGUACAUCUGGUCUUGCAAAGGCAGAGGACUGCAUCAAACUGGAGAUGCCACAAUCCCCGAAGAACCGUAAUGGUGAAAUGCAUCCUGACGCAAGAUGCCAUUUGGUAGCUAGCUCUGGUUCUCAGGACCAGGUUCACAAGUUUCCUGCCCAGUUAAUUCCUAGACCUGGACGGGGCGUGAGUGAGUCUGACUCAGGUACUGUUACUCAAUUGGAGUCUCCUACUGGAGGCUCUUUAAAAUUACAGACUUCUGGAGUAAUUUCCAGCGAAACAUCUUAUUCUGAUGGGCAGUUACUGGCCUCACAGGGAAGAAAGCAGUUAUCCGUUAUUACUUCAGCAGAAAAAGCAAAAGAUGAAGCGAAAAUCCAACAAGCAAAAGCAAGUAUUUUCCAGAAGAUCGAGACCAGGAAAAACGCAAAUCUUUGUUUGGUGGCUGAAAACUCUCUAAAAAGGAAAAGAAUGCCAGAGGCAGUUGAGUCCCGUAAGCAACGGUCAUCUGAUGAUAAAAAGAAACAAUUACAGACUGGAGAGAAGCGGGGCACCUUGCAGUCUAUGGUAGUAGAAACUGGGUAUAAGCCUUCAGAAGAGAAAAGAAUCUUGGUCCCUGAUAUGCAAGGUGGCUCCUCUGCAAAGUGCAUUACGAUUUCCAAGAAAAGAAGGGUUUCUUCUUGUCAGAAGAAGACAAUUAUUGAGAAUUCAGCCAAGGCAGGUAACAAAGCUGGAAAUACACACGUAGCUCGGAAAACUAUGUGCCUCUCAACUGCUAAAGGACAUGAUGCGGCAACAUCAUUUCUGGAGGACCUUGGUGAUACAGAUUGUAUGAAGUUGUUGGAGUUCGAUAACCGGGAAGAAGAAAGUUGUUACAGGAUGGCAAGAGAGUCCCUUAUGUCCCCGUAUCUUCCUCAGAUAGACUUUUUGGGUGGUGAACUCGUGAAUGAGGACAAAAACCCUGCUAGGGCUCGUGACGUGGUUGGUAGUAAUAGCGUGGAUUUAUGGGACAUGAUAAAUUCUAGUGCAGCUCCUAGUCUCGACACUCAGAAUGCUUCAGUGACAGCCAAAAUGCCACCUGAGUCAACAACGUUGGAUAGUCAUAUUCUGAAACACUUGGUUGUGUUUUCAAAUAUUGAAGACCAGAAUAGUAUCAUCAAAAUGUUUCAUGCUGCAAACAAUUGUGUUCAGCGAUGCCCAUCUGUUACUAGAGCACAGUGGGCAGUACCCGCUAUUCUGUUCUCCUUGAAAAUGGAAGAAGAAAACCUUUUAGCCCAGGAAAGGGUAUGCGUGUUCCUCUCAUUGCUGCUACAUAACUUCUCUGUGGUUUCCUCGAUGAAAACUGGGAACACUCUAAAUGAUGAUUCUUGGUCCUGCUUGGAUUCUUACUCAAAGCAUAUAUAUGGUGCUAUUGCUGAUAUUGAAGUUGGAGGUAUGCUCUCUGGAUUUUUGGAAGAACUCCUUAGUCUUCUUCAGGACCUCCUUUCCGAGCAGAGGGUAUAUUUCUCUGUUAAUUCCUCAGAAACAUCUGAAUCUGAUUUAAGCAUCAACGGAGAAAAUGUAGCUCUCUCCAGCAGAGUCGCUCUGUUUGAUCAUUUGGUGGCUGGAAGUGCUAUUUUGGCGGCAAUAUGUAGUGCAGUGAAUCGUGUUGGAAUUAUCCGUGAAACAUCCUUUGAGAUCCUGCACAAGAACAUUCAUGAGAAGACCUCAGUGCCACUGACCAUUCUUCACGUUUUUGCUUACAUUUCCGGAGAGGAAAUGAUGUUCUCUGGUGUUCAUGACAUAUCAGUUGCAGUGUUGAAAUCCAUUGUUACCUUCCUAGAGAAGAGACAUUUUGGCGCUAAGUUGCACCCAGGAAAGAACAAGUGUCCGUUCUCAGACGGGUCUUCCUCGCUGGAGUCUAUCGCAUCUAAUCUCAUGGAAAUUCUUCAGGAAUUUACACAGUCUAAUACUUUGCAUCAGAGCUUAACCGAGUUUAGGCCAGCACACAGAGAUUUCCAGUGCGUAUUGGCAAGGGAUCAAAGUGUUACGUUAUGUGACAUUCUGUCACUGGUGGAGCUUAUUGCUUGUUACACGGCAUGGGAUUGGACUAGUGCGAACAUUGUUGCUCCACUGCUUAAGUUGCUGGGAAUGCCAUUGCCAGUAAAUAAUCAUGUUGCAGUCGUCUCUCUUCUUGGGCAACUUAGCAGUAUUGGUGUGGAUGCUUGUGGCUAUGAAAAUGAAGGAAUCUCAAACUUGCGAGAGAAACUGACAGCAUUUCUGCAGUGUGAGACGACGCUAAAAGCCGGUUUUGCUGUCCAGAUAGCAACCGUGAGCUCCAUCCUGAAGACGCUUCAGCUGAAUUUCACUCAAGUCUUUCAAGGCAAAACCACCAUGCUGCUUCCGGAUUGUGGUGGUGACCAAAGCUUAUCUGCUUCAGCCAAUCUGGUUACCAAGUGGUUCUUGCUAUUGAGCGACGAACAGCGAGCCUUCACAUCUGACUUCUUACAAACCUCUUGUAGUUUAUAG
Messenger RNA from Microthlaspi erraticum, 3750 nucleotides. The record is from the annotation of a GenBank genome assembly. NCBI's taxonomy places the organism in Eukaryota, Viridiplantae, Streptophyta, Magnoliopsida, Brassicales, Brassicaceae.